Molecule: messenger RNA, 2148 nt
Organism: Diatraea saccharalis (sugarcane borer)
Lineage: Eukaryota; Metazoa; Arthropoda; Insecta; Lepidoptera; Crambidae
Source: the annotation of a GenBank genome assembly
AUGAUAGCUGUAAAAAGUACGUUUACAGAUGAUUUAUGGACCCCUUACAAGGAACUUGUGACUGUGGUGGAGGGGUACUUAGCCCACGAAGGUGGAGGAGCACCAUAUGCUGUUCACACUUUUGAAUCUUUGCUAAGGAGACACAAACAGACAUUUCUGUCUUUAUUUAAGAAUCCAGCCAAAAAUCCUGCCAGCAGAGAUGAGAUCAAAAGAGGUAUCACAGAGGGUGUUAACUUGCCUAGUGUUGGCAGAACUCUCCUCUCUAAAGAACUGGUGGAUGAAGCUAUUAUAAUAUCAGAUAUGUACAACGUGAACGAAUACUUGGCCCUGGAGCUGCUGCACACGGCCCAGCGGCAGGCGCCGCGCAACCCCGGCCUGCCGCGCGGCCUGGUCGCCGUCAUGCUCUACUACGACGGUCGGCGGGCACUGGUGCAAGCGCUCAAAGAGCUCUGUAUGGCCAGGGACGGAGUAUGCUGGUCGAUAAACGCCCGCGAGGAGAUAGUGAACUACGUGUCGCGGUACGUGCAGCAGCUGAUAUCGGACGGCCUGCUGGAGAGCGUGCUGGACGCGCUGCGGCAGUUCACGCUGGACGCCGAGCUCGAGCUGCUGCAGCGCAACCGCGCGCUGCCGCCGCCGCGCCACCACGCCAGGCUCGUGGACACCAUCGACAACACCAGAAAAUUGCUAGCGGGUGUAAUUUUCGCCGCAUCAGCGCAGCGUGGCUUGCAUAGAGGCCUGAUUAGAUUGAUAAACGAGCAAACCACAUCUCCGUCUUUAGGACCGACUGGAGCUUUAGAUGAGGUCUCUUUAGCGCUACAGAUGGCGCUACUGUAUGCACUAGAUCUAUCAGUAUUACACAGACGUGAAGACGGCGAGGAGUUGGCGAAGAUGUUGCCGCUGAUCUCCGAGCCGGAUCUGAUCCCGAUGCUGGUGGAGAAACUGUCGCCGGCCGGACAGUCGGGGGAUGAACUCGUCGCCGGGGGCAACGUUACUGUUAUGCACCAAAAAAUGUAUAUAAUUUAAUAUACAUAUAAUAUAAUAUACAUAUAAUAUAUACAUAUAAAAUUAAACUAAUGCUCACGGAAUAUGAAAUUUAUCGAUACAACAUCAAAGUAUCAAAAUGGAGUUGGCCGAUAUUGAUACUUAAAAAUUGCGAACCAUUGAUAGGAAAUACGAAUCUGUGAUUACGACACAUUUUUUUAAAUUUACAAUGGGCUCUCUCUUGACCUCAAUCCAGCCCAAGGGCAUAGAUCAGAUCUUCGCUCGCCCAAAAGGAACCCAUUCACUCUUGCCUUAAAUAGGUCUCGGUUAUAUGCACUUCAGUUUGUUCGGUGGUGACCAGAGGUCGGAAUUAGGUAGAGUUAUUUAUGUACUUGUAUCGAAAUGUUGAUAUUAAUGUGGACCUUCGUGGCAACAUCGCGCGUAUUGGUAUUUUGCAACUUUGGACAUCCGAUGUCAUCGAUGUAAGUUUGGCAACGUCGUGCGUGCAGUGGUUUAAAUUGUGUAAAAGUAAAUAACUUUUUAUAUAUAAAAUCACGGGAUUUUUUUCAGCUCUUUAAAAUCAAUCUCGGGAUUUGAGGCAUAUCCACUUUAUUCUUUCGCUGUAUGAAAUCAGUGUAAGUACAUGAAUAACUCUACCUAAUUCCGACCACUGGUGAUGACGCAGGUUGGAGUGCGGGCGCGGGCGCGCGCGCGCUGUGCCAGCUGGCGCUGGGGCUGGCGCUGGCGGCGCUGAAGCGCGGGCCGCAGUCGCUGGCGCGCGACCACCUCAAGCACGACCUGCUGGACCAGGAUGAACUGCUCGUCGACGCCGCCAUCGACGGCAAGGUUAAACAGGCGUUCUAUUAUAUUUUGAUUUCAAUCCAAAAAAAAUUAUAUGAAAUCCUGUAGAGUUAAAUUAAUUGGGUAGUUUCGGUAGUGAAAAAUAACUCAUGAAAUUGCACAAAAACUAACAAUUUUCAUCGGAAUUGAAAUAGGGAUUCUGAUUUUGAGUCUUAGAAUCGCAAGAUUAUCUUAUAGUUUUAAAAUUAAAAGUCGAUAUUUUUUGUCUGUAUUUCACGUUACUUGAAACACGACCCGCCAUUGUGUGACGUCACUGGCAAUAGCUGUCAAAUUAGUAGCUUAUUUAUAUCUUUUUUUCUUAAUCGA